AUGGCAGCUUCCAAGCCGUCAAACUCUCAGCGGCUCUCGCGCCUCGAAUCCCUCCCCGUCGAACUGAUCCAGCAUAUUUUCUUCUCCUCGUUCGAAGUGAACAUGCCACGUGCAUCGACGCAUCUGGCCCGGGUGCUGUCCAAGCCCUCGAUCUACAAAGCACUCGUCCUGUUCGCGUACUUUGACAAUCUGGAUGACCAGCUCCCCAUUGAAACCCACCAUUUUCGACCGGCGGAGUAUAGACGCCUCAGUCGCGACGAGCAGAUCCGAUUACAGCGAGGGAUUCUCGGCUGCAGAUGGCUCACGCCGAGUUUGUUGAAAUCGUGCAUGCCAACACUAAGCAGACUUCAGAUGACUCAGGCAUGGCACCACGAACACCAGGCAGAGAAGGCACUCGGGAUCGGGUCCCGGGAGCUGGAGCUGUCGCCAUUGGUGCCACCGGAGUUGGUGACACCGGCGGUGAGGGUACUGCUCCAACGGGUAGCCGUGCUGCCAGCGCUCGACGAUGACCUGGGCAUGCGAAUGCACUUUUUCGCCAUGCAGCCCCUGGUGACACUGAAGCUGCCUUCCCCCGUCCAUCUAGGGUUGGCCCAACGCCCUGACGAUCAGGGACCGCAGCUGCAACUGCCUAUUCUCGGCCCGACGGGCGACGAGGACACCUUGCCACGAAUCUUGCAGUGGUACUCCUGGCUUAAUAGGACCAACGACUUUUACAAAACUGUAAGGAGGGGCUCUAGCACCAGCAUCCUCGCGGCACGGGUACUGCCCGAUCACAUCGUGCGCGGGGGCCCAUGGACGGAAUCCAAACUAGAGCUGCUGCAGCUACUGAGGCAGGGUGUACGAUUCCUUUUUGUGGACCGUGUGCUCGAGAUCUCCGCUGCGGCGCUCUUCGAAGGCAUGGCCAGCGCGAUCCGCGAGGAGAACGACCAAGCAUUGCUGGUCCUACUGGAACUGCAUUACGCCACCAUGAGACUGCAUCCGAGGCACGAGCCGAACCAUCUCGACGGCACGCCGCUUCGCGGAAGACGAUACUUGGUGGCGCCGUUUGCACAUCCCUUGCCUAUUGAGCUAUUCCACUUGGCCGUGAAACGUAAUUCUACAGCACAACAGAUCCUGGCACCGAUUGACCCAGACGCAGGAGGAGAAACCGAAAGUCAACGAGAAGCACGACCACAGCCCCAGAGCCAAGUCACCACCCCCGGCGAAGCCGACCAUGAGCCUGACACUCCCCUACAUCUUGACAGCCAACCAAACGAAGAUGGCGCUGGGCCCCUUCGCACACCUCGCCCCUCCACCGCCCGCAUACUGACCCUGCUGCUUCGUGAGGGCGUCGACAGCGUCGGCCUCGACGACUCAAUCCUCACGCGCUGGGCGACGCACACCUGGACCCACACUACACGGUCAUCCGACUUGCAGGACCGCCGGUUAGCCCGCUGGCUGCUUGACUACAUGUCUGGUACGGACGACUACGGGCUGGCCCGGGGUGAGCCGCUGUUUGUGAACGGCGAGUUUGUCUCGCCCCGCAGGGAGGACGAGUGCCCAUUUCCCCAGAAGUCGUUUUCGGAUGAGAUUGGCUAUGUCGUCGAUGGCGAGCCGGAGGCCGCUGUGAGGGCGCCAGAUGGUGGGCCAUGUGGAUGA
This is a messenger RNA of Capronia epimyces CBS 606.96, 1638 nucleotides long. RefSeq lists its product as uncharacterized. The coding region runs from base 1 to 1638 and encodes 545 amino acids. The record is from RefSeq and is a predicted model, not a curated record. NCBI's taxonomy places the organism in Eukaryota, Fungi, Ascomycota, Eurotiomycetes, Chaetothyriales, Herpotrichiellaceae. The transcript has a single exon.